CAAAUGUGUGUUUAUCUGUCAGCUUGAGACCAACUUUUCCAUUUGAUGUGAAGACAUCAGCCGUGAAACACGACACUGUUCUACCACAAUGAUCAGGAGACUGUUCGCUUUGUGUCUUCUUCGUACAGUAUCUCUGAUUCCAGAGGGUCCACAGCAGAUCUCCUGGACUGUGGCUGAAGUUGGUGGUUCUGUCAGUUUCUCAUGUCCAGUCCCCAAAGACACGCAGAAAUUAAUUUUCUGGUUCAGAGUCACUGAAGGAGAUGGUUCCUGUUUUCUUACCAUCAACAACAUAAGCAAGGAGGAUGAAGCGUCAUAUAUGUGUCUAAGUCAAGCACAGUAUGGAGAAUCUACUUUUAAUGGCACAUUUUGGCUGUGAAUGAUUCCAGGAUAAAAUCUUUGUCUAUGAAACAAAACCCAGAGACUGAGUCGGUCCAUCUGGGUUCUUCAGUAAACCUCCAGUGUUCACUUCUCUCCAAGAACAAAGAAAAAAGAAUUCCAUGUCCAGGUGAACGGACUGUGCACUGGUUCAGAGCUGCAUCAGGAGAACCUCAUCCAGGCUACAUUUACUCAGAUGGACACACGAGUGCUGAGUGUGAAGAAAGGAGCUGCGUCUACAGUCUGUCCAAAACGAUCCAGAACCCCUCUGAUUCUGGGACGUACUACUGUGCUGUGGUCACAUGUGGGAAGAUCCUGUUUGGACAAGGAACUACAAUACAGAUAAGACCAGAACAGGACCCACUUGUCCUCGUACUUGGAGUGCUGUUGGCCUGCUGUGUGACUGUGAUUGCUGUUCUUAUUUUGUACAUUAAACAAAGAAAAGUCUACCAACAUAACCAAGGAGCAGCGAGUUUUUCAUGUCCACUUGGAUCUGAUGAGUCAACUGUUGAUCCAUCAACUGACCGGGUUGGUGAACCAGAGGCAGAGAGCUACGUAACUCUGCGUUUCUCCACAAAACCUGCAAAAAACAAGAAGAAGAAGAGAGAUCCACAACAAGAGUGUGUGUACUCCACUGUGAGAACUCACCACAACCAGAACCAAAGUGCUUCUUAGACAGAGCAGAAUCUGCACACGGUGUCCGCACUCAU
Messenger RNA from Thalassophryne amazonica, 1085 nucleotides. RefSeq lists its product as uncharacterized. Gene Ontology annotation, biological process: response to bacterium. Bases 403 to 1050 code for a protein of 215 amino acids. Lineage: Eukaryota; Metazoa; Chordata; Actinopteri; Batrachoidiformes; Batrachoididae. The transcript has 7 exons. The record is from RefSeq and is a predicted model, not a curated record.